Mycena citricolor is the source of this 426-nucleotide messenger RNA. The record is from the annotation of a GenBank genome assembly. NCBI's taxonomy places the organism in Eukaryota, Fungi, Basidiomycota, Agaricomycetes, Agaricales, Mycenaceae.
UGCGUCCCAAUUUAUUGUCGGCUUUCAUACUUGUCUUCAGCCCCGCCAUCGAUCCCCGAGCCGCUUGCGACGCUGCCUCAAGACAGAGGCCAACAGGCUUUGCCACCCAGCCGCUGAGUCAAGCCGGGCAGAGAGCUUUGCAGGUGGGAUCAUGUUUCCUCCCUUGCCUGAACCUCUUGAAAGUAACAGUUGUAAUGUAUAGUAACCAAUACUCCUUAGUUAUAGCUGUCGUACUUUACAAUGUCUGCAUUGCUGUAGAAUAUCAAAGAAUAUUACUUAUCAAUUACUUAGCAUUACUAGGCUUACUUAGCGAGUACUCUCCCCUCGUUUGCUCCACUAUAAUCUACAUAAUCUUUGUGUGCAGUAUGCAUAUGAGUAGUCUACACAGAUAUUACGAGUUCACAUUCACUCAUCUGCAUGCAUUGA